Molecule: messenger RNA, 704 nt
Organism: Homo sapiens (human)
Lineage: Eukaryota; Metazoa; Chordata; Mammalia; Primates; Hominidae
Gene: EFCAB9
Product: EF-hand calcium binding domain 9
Exons: 4
Coding region: 2-595 (197 amino acids)
Biological process (GO): sperm capacitation; flagellated sperm motility; spermatogenesis
Cellular component (GO): motile cilium; cytoplasm; sperm principal piece
Molecular function (GO): calcium ion sensor activity; calcium ion binding
Source: RefSeq, marked reviewed
GAUGAGACUGAAGCAAGGAUCGUUUCUGUGGUACCUCUAUCUGGACAAAAUAUACUGCUUAUUAUCCGUGAGAAACGUGAAGGCUUUGGCAGAAUAUUUUCAUAUUCUGGACGUGCACGGCAAGAACACCUUGAAUGAUGUGCUGUUCUAUCACUUCCUUCAUCAUGUGACUGACUUGAAAAAGGCACAGAUCAACAUUGUGUUUGACAUGCUGGACUGGAACGCUGUGGGCGAGAUCGACUUUGAGAAGUUCUACAUGCUGGUGUGCAUGCUGCUGGCCCACCAGAACCAUUUGGAAGGACAGUUUAUGUAUCGUCAUUCCCGGCCUGUCUUUGACCUGCUUGACCUGAAAGGGGAUCUGAGAAUUGGUGCAAAAAACUUCGAAAUGUACAGAUUUCUCUUCAAUAUUCAAAAACAGGAACUCAAAGAUCUCUUCCGUGACUUUGACAUUACAGGUGACAAUCGUCUUAAUUAUCAGGAAUUUAAGCUGUAUACAAUCAUCUACACUGACAAAUUACAGAAGAGGCAGAAAACAGAGGAGAAAGAAAAAGGAGAGAGAAAGAGAAGUCUCUACUCAAAAUGUCACAUCAAGUAGAUACAAGCUGAAAGAGUCUUGGAAAAAAAUGGGAUCUGAAAGUACAGAACAUGAACAUUGAUGAAGACUGUUAACAUGUCUAAAAAUAAAUUCAGAGCAUCAAAGUAGA